Zingiber officinale is the source of this 453-nucleotide messenger RNA. RefSeq names its product senescence-specific cysteine protease SAG39-like. Bases 1 to 453 code for a protein of 150 amino acids. Gene Ontology annotation, cellular component: lysosome. The record is from RefSeq and is a predicted model, not a curated record. NCBI's taxonomy places the organism in Eukaryota, Viridiplantae, Streptophyta, Magnoliopsida, Zingiberales, Zingiberaceae. Gene Ontology annotation, molecular function: cysteine-type endopeptidase activity. The transcript has a single exon.
AUGGACAACGCGUUCGAGUUCAUCAUCAACAACGGCGGCCUCGCCACCGAGACCAAGUACCCUUACCAGGCCACCGACGGCACCUGCAGCAAGCAGAAAUCCUCCCCCUCCGCCGCCGCCAUCAGUGGGUACGAGGACGUGCCUGCUGACGAUGAGGCGGCGCUCCGCAAGGCCGUGGCCCACCAGCCGGUGUCUGUGGCGAUAGAGGCCAGCGGAUCGGCCUUCCAGUUCUACAACGGCGGCGUCUUCACGGGGGAAUGCGGAACUGAUCUCGACCACGGCGUCACAGCGGUGGGCUACGGCGCGACGAGCGAUGGCAGCAAGUACUGGCUGGUGAAGAAUUCUUGGGGUGCCGAUUGGGGGGAGAACGGCUACAUAAGGAUGGAAAGGGACGUGGAUGCUAAGGAAGGGCUGUGUGGUAUCGCCAUGCAAGCUUCCUACCCAACUGCUUGA